UGAUUGGCUGCCCGCCGAUGAGACUUGAAGACUCCUCCGGUGAUCGCCGUCAUCCACCGGAACCAGCUGGGCCCACCUGGGAGCGCGGUUCGGCUGGGUUCGGAGGAGGAAACGUGAAGAGUCUGGUUCCUGUUGUGUCCAGGUGAAGGCUGCAGGUUGCGUGGCUCCUGCUGCAGCAGACGACUCCGGAACAUGUGGGAUUUUCCUGCAGGAUUCCGGGAUCCGUGAGCCGGAAGUUUCUGGAAAACCUGCAGGAAGUUUGAGGCAAACAUGUGAACCGAACGGAGAAACUUGUGACUCGAUCUGGACAUGAGCAGCAUGAAGCUUCCUCUCUGUCGCCAAGGCGACCACAACGGCAACGCCUUCCCCGUCUCCUCUUCCUCCUCCUCUUCCUCGUCUCCAGAGUCGCUGCGGAGUCCGAGCGGCCGGACCGAGGGCCCGCUGGAGUACGACCUGCUGGCGGUUACCAUGACGACCGCCGUGAUGCCCGCCCACCUGGCGGAGGUGGUGCUGUCCAGGUGGGCUCCAGAGGAGGAGGAUGAGGAUGAGGAAGGGCGGUUCCAGACCGACGCCUCCGCCUCGCUCUACCUGGACGCCAUCAGCGCCGGCUUUCACCAGGACGCCUGGAGCCCCCGCCUGGACGGUUACCGGGACGACGGCUGCUCCUCCGCUGCCGACUCGGACACGACGGAGAUCCCGGCGGACGAGGAAGACGAGGAAGACGAGGAAGACGAGGCCCUGUUUGUGUCUGUGAGCUCAGAUGUGUGUGUGACGCUGAGCCAGGUGAGUCCAGCCGGCGCCGGACUGGACCUGCAGGACGGGGGAUUGGACACGGUGAGGGCAGCGGAACCGCCGUGGGGCGACCCGGACGGUCCCGCUGCCUCCCAGAACCUCGGCAGAACCUCUCAGACCUCCAGCGAUCCAGUCGGAGGCACCGCUCCACCUCAGGAGGUCCAUUUGCCGCAAACCGGGCCGAGCGGCGCUGCCAGAACCUCCAGCCUGGAGACAAAGGGAACCCAGAACCCGUGUCCAUCUAGAACACCUGGUCAGAACCGACCAGAACCCCGCAGGAGAGCCGAGGUGGUCGGCAGUAGAAGGCCGACUCCAGGUCCUCCAGGUCCUCCAGGUCUUCCAGGUCCUCCAGGUCUUCCAGGUCCUCCAGGUCCUCCAGGUCCAGUGAAAGUGGCCCGGCUCCUCAGGCCCAGCAGGGGGAAAGGUGCGUCUACCCGGGCCGACCACCAGGGGGCGGCGGCCUCGCUGUCUGCACCACCAGCGAAGAAGAAAGCAGCGGAGAGUCGAGCCGGGUCCAGCAGCUCUGUGGGUUCUGAUCCGGUCAGAGGAGCUGCGACACAGACUGCUCAGGAGAAGCUGAGGAGUCCCAGCAAGAGGGCCGCCUCCAGGCCGCCGGGACGCAGCGGCCGGCCCGACCGGGGGCCGGGACCGGACGGCGCCGGGGGAGAGGCUGACGGACCCGCAGCCAGGAUCCAGAACCAGAACCAGGGUAUUCCCAAACCUCGAGCAUCAGGAGUCGCUCACAGUCCCACCGCCUCCAUUCCCAAACCGUCAUCCAAUCAGCAGUCAGCCUCCGGGUCGGCAUGGCGACCACCUGCUCCCGCCGCCUCCAAGCUUCCUGUGAAAGGCGUGCCGGCCGGCCUGAGCUCCUCGUCUCUGGGGAGCAGCGAGAACAACGCGGCCAGCAGCAAAGCUCCGUCUCCUGCCGGGUCGAAACCCGAUGAGCCGCCCAGCAGAGGCAGCACCAGUGCUCCCAGUGCUCCCAGUGACGGCUCGUCCUGCUCCGCCCCCAAGCCUCCGGCGGCCGCCAUGAGGGGCAGAGCGCCGUCUCUGCAGGCCAGGGCGACGACAGGUCUGAAGAGCCUGACCGGCACCAACCAGAACUCCAACAGAACUCCUGGCGGCCAGCCGGCGGCGAAGGCGGCGCCGUCCGGGUCGGCUAAGCCCGCGCUGCAGAGGAACGGCUCGACCCGGCUCAGUCGCCUGAACAGCACAGUGGACAAAAACAAGCCGGCGACGAGACCCGCGAGCGGCGGCGGCUCCCAGAUCACCACAGGGAACCAGCAGAACCAGCAGAACCUCCCAGCUGAGCCGGCACCAGAUGUUCUGAACGCCAACAGCCCAGUAACACCAGCUCUCCCAGUCCCGACCCCUGAUGGCUCCAGCGCCACAUCCGGGUCCGCUGCACCCACCGGUCCGGGGCUCAAAGCCAGAACCGGGUCACGGUCCAGCCCUAAGCACGGGCCCCGGCCGCAGCACGCAUCCCGCCCUGGAGCGGCGCCGGCGAAGCCGAACCAGAACAAAGAGCAGGUGGAGAGGAAGAACCAGGCCAUCGUCCAGCUGAGGAGGCUUCUGGUCCAGGGGAACCGCAAGGUGGAGGCGCUGGCCGCUGUCAUCCAGCAUCUGUUCUCUGAGCGAGAGGAAACCUUAAAGAAGAAGAAGGAUCUGUCGUCGGAGCUGGAAAAGCUCAGAGCGGACCUGGCGGCGUCGGCGCAGCGCAGCCAGAGCCUGCAGGCGGAGAGGGAGGAGGUGCGGUCGAACCUGGAGGAGGCGCUGAGGAGGGCGGAGGAGCAGCACCAGGAGGAGCUGGUUCACCUGGAGAACAGGUUAAAAAGUUUCUACCAGGCAGAGUGGGACAAAGUCCACCAGCUGUACCAGGAGGAGGCCGAUAAAUGCCGCCUGCUGAUGGAGCAGCAGGUGGAGGAGCUGAGGAGCCGACAGGAAGUAGAGAGGAGGAAACAGGAAGAGAGUCACAGCCAGAAGAUGGAGGCAGUCAAACAGGAGUACGACACUUCCGUACAAGAUCUGAGGAGAGUCCAGGUGACUGAACUGGAGGAUCUGCAGAAAACGCUGAAGGAAACCGAAACGUCGCUCGCUGAGAAAAUCUCGCUGCUGUCGGCUGAAAAUGAGGAUCUGAGCGAGAAACUGAGAGCAGAAGAAGAAAGGCGGCAGCGAAUCCUGAGCGACAAAAGCCUGAAGGAUUCCCACACGCUGUACCUGGAGCAGGAGCUGGACAGCCUCAAGGUGGUGCUGGAGAUCAAGAACCAGCAGCUGCACCAGAAGGAGAAGAAGCUGAUGGAGAUGGACAAGCUGGUGGAGACGAACGUCCGGCUGGAGGAGUGUCUGAAGAAGGUGCAGCAGGAGAACGAGGACUACAAGGCCAGGAUGGACAAACACGCGGCUCUUUCAAAGCAGCUGUCCACAGAGCAGGCCAUCCUGCAGCAGACCCUGCAGAAGGAGUCAAAGGUCAACAAGCGUCUGUCCCUGGAGAACGAGGAGCUGCUGUGGAAGCUGCAUAACGGCGACCUGCUGGGCAGCCCCCGCCACCUGACGCCCUCCUCCCCCUGCGGCUCGCCCCGAGACUCCGCCCACUUCCCCACAGCCGCGCCCGUGUCUAGCGACGCUCAAUCAGUCGGACAUCAGCAGAACCCCGACCCGACCCGACCCGAACCCGGUGGACCUCCGUGGAAACCUUUAGACUCUGUGGAAUCCAAUGAGCACGAAGUGGGCGUGUCUGUAGACGAAGUGGGCGUGUCUGCAGACGAAGUGGGCGUGUCUGCAGACGAAGUGGGCGUGUCUCCGCAGCAGCACCUGAUUGGAUGGAAUUUGUCUGCCAAUCAGAGCCUGCGCUGUAGACACGCCCACCUGCAGGUGACCCCGCCUCCACCACGCUGGGGCUCAGAUGCUCCGCCCACCGGCCUCAAACUGACCUCUGACCUGCUGCCUGCUCAGCGGCGCCCCUGCCCACCACCGCCCUGGGUGUGCCGCCGUCACCUGCAGAAGUGGCCUGUGGCGCUGAACUCCACGCCGCCCCUGCAGGGGAUCAGGCUGCGCCUCGGCCAGCGGGUUGCCAGCGUUCCCAGUAUAGUCGCCCACAUGCAGCUGGUACUGGUCCUGCAGAGACCGUGUGGCCCGGAAAGCGACGGUUCGGAUGGUGUCGGAACCAAUACCAUAAAUCUGCUGCCACCAGUGACCAGCAGGGGGAGCAAGCGGACACAGUCAUUAAAUUAG
Poecilia reticulata (guppy) is the source of this 4023-nucleotide messenger RNA. Lineage: Eukaryota; Metazoa; Chordata; Actinopteri; Cyprinodontiformes; Poeciliidae. The record is from RefSeq and is a predicted model, not a curated record.